CGGCCCUCAACAUCCUCCAUCCUUAGUCGCUCGUUCUGGACCUGCCGCUCCUCAUGGAAGCGCGCACGGAUCAACACCCUCCGGUGCCUCGUCGGCUGCACCAUCGGUGACUUCUCCGCCCUCUGGAUGCUGCAAAGCUUUGCCCCGGAUCUCGGGAUGACCACGAUCAUGGGACUAUCCAUGGCCUCCGGCAUAACCACCUCCGUCAUGCUUGAAACGUAUCUCCUCUGGCGGGGCGCAGACCAGCUCUCCCUGCCGAUGGCCUGCCGGACGGCCAUGGGGAUGAGCAUGGUCUCCAUGCUGGCGAUGGAGAUCGCCGAGAAUGCGGUGGAUUAUCAUCUGACCGGGGGCGUGGUCGAUGUCGGGGACCCGCGGUUCUGGCUGGCGGCGGGCGUGUCGGUGGGCGCUGGGUAUCUGGCCCCGUUGCCGUACAACUAUUGGCGGUUGCGGAAGUACGGGAAGGCUUGCCAUUGA
This is a messenger RNA of Aspergillus brunneoviolaceus CBS 621.78, 474 nucleotides long. Its product is annotated as DUF4396 domain-containing protein. The annotation marks the transcript as partial. The transcript has 2 exons. NCBI's taxonomy places the organism in Eukaryota, Fungi, Ascomycota, Eurotiomycetes, Eurotiales, Aspergillaceae. The record is from RefSeq and is a predicted model, not a curated record.